Messenger RNA from Trichoplusia ni (cabbage looper), 824 nucleotides. RefSeq names its product cell death specification protein 2-like. The record is from RefSeq and is a predicted model, not a curated record. Gene Ontology annotation, molecular function: RNA polymerase II cis-regulatory region sequence-specific DNA binding; DNA-binding transcription factor activity, RNA polymerase II-specific. The transcript is spliced from 4 exons. Gene Ontology annotation, biological process: regulation of transcription by RNA polymerase II. NCBI's taxonomy places the organism in Eukaryota, Metazoa, Arthropoda, Insecta, Lepidoptera, Noctuidae. Gene Ontology annotation, cellular component: nucleus. The coding region runs from base 1 to 558 and encodes 185 amino acids.
AUGGCCAACCAAUGCCAACCAUUUUCUGAAUUCACCGUUGACACUGCUGCACUUAUGUUCGUAUCGGCUUAUAUAUACAUAAUCAUGAACCUAAGCCGAUAUGACAAUCCAAAGUAUAUAACCGUCCGUCCAUCCGUCACCAGACUAUGUCCACAAUGUAGUCAGUCCACUGCUCGCUGCUCUGCCACCACAGCUGCACUGCCUCCCACCAUACUGUCACCACAUACCACCACGGAGCACCACAUUCCAGUAUUACCUUCCCCGACCAGCGAUUUAGAAUACCGUCGGCGAGGCGAAAAACGUCCGAUACCACCAGAACUUAAAGACGAGAAGUAUUUUGAGAGGCGACGACGCAACAACCAAGCCGCGAAGAAAUCUCGGGACGCUAGGCGGAUAAGGGAAGAUCAGAUAGCUUGGAGAGCCUGCCUUCUAGAACAAGAGAACGCAUCUUUACGAGCUCACGUCGCCGCGCUACGUCAAGAAGCCCUCGCCUUAAGGUCACUCCUCGCAGCCAGAGACGAGCCACCACCAGCACCUUCUUCCACGACCCCAGAUUAAUUUUCCAAACUUUGUACGAAACAUUGAGGACCUCCUAAAGACAAAUAUUCCAUACUGCCGUCAUAACUAAGAAUGCAGUAAUCAACCUUUUUUGAGAUUUUCUUUAUUUUAUCAGAUUACAAAUCCCGCGCUACCCGUGCCUUCGUCAAAAUGUUAUGAAACGAAAUAUUCCACAUAUUAUACAUGGCAACAAACCAUUGUCUGUGAUAUGGACCUGGGCCCUAAUUCUUCUAUUUACAAUGGCCCAUGAAUUAAUGGACGUUGGA